Messenger RNA from Drosophila willistoni, 422 nucleotides. RefSeq lists its product as uncharacterized. Lineage: Eukaryota; Metazoa; Arthropoda; Insecta; Diptera; Drosophilidae. Bases 26 to 187 code for a protein of 53 amino acids. The transcript has a single exon. The record is from RefSeq and is a predicted model, not a curated record.
ACAAAAAUUUAGUUAUAUAUUUGACAUGGCCAUGCGAGGUCUCUACUUUACAAUACUCCUAUUAAUAUUCACCUUUGUGGUGGUAAAAUCAUUAAAUUGCCAACCCUGCAAACUACUUGAGGCUCGCAAAACUCAUGCAAAUGAGACGAUAGCUAAAAAAACAAUUAAAACAAUUGGGAAUAGAUAGAGAUACCUAUAGAGCGAGUGUGGGAGAGAGAGAGUGAGAAUUGGUCUGUUGUUGUUUUCCAAAAUAAUCAGCAACUUGUUGACUAAUUAGCAAAACACUUACGCAUACAAACAAAUAUACUCAACGAAAAUCAGACUUGACUAGAAACCACAGCAAAGUCUCAGUCUGAAUUGAACAUUCGUGCGACGCGCUACGUUUCAAAUUUUGUGUAAACUUUAAAUUCUCAGAACAAAAA